This is a messenger RNA of Striga asiatica, 1667 nucleotides long. The record is from the annotation of a GenBank genome assembly. NCBI's taxonomy places the organism in Eukaryota, Viridiplantae, Streptophyta, Magnoliopsida, Lamiales, Orobanchaceae.
CCCUUUUAAGGAAAAAACCAGCUAUUAUAUCUGGUCACAUCAUCAGCUGAGCUCGCCAACGAUCCAACGGUGGAAAACACGUCGGCCUCCACUCUUUACCCAUUCACUCCACUUCCCGCCGCCGCCGCCGCACCCAGCCGCUCAGCCACUAAAGGGCCACCUUUCACCUCAUUCAGAGUCGGGAAAAGCAUCUCGAGCUCACUUCCUCGCCUACAUAUACUCUACUCCAUGCAAACAUCGCUCCUCCAAAUGCUCUCUCACUCCUACACUCUCUCUCCAAACCGACACCGGACCUCGCAAUUUCCUUCCCUGCCGGCGAUUCGCCGAUUCUCACUUUCCGAUCGCAGUUGUUUGAGUUCUGCCCUAAAGUUUGGAGCGGUUCAGCUGAAGCCGGUUAAAAUGGCUUUUGCGUGCUCUGCUCUCUCUAAUGGCGGUGAAGCCGUGACCGUUGGAUCGGAAGAUUAUGACCUGGACAGCUUCGCUGAUGUAGGCAAUAGGCUAGCGGACGCCUCCGGUGAGGUCAUCUGUAGUUACUUCCGGAAGAGCUUCGACAUUAUCGACAAGGAGGAUUUGAGUCCUGUGACGAUCGCCGAUCGAGCGGCGGAGGAGUCCAUGGUGAAAAUUAUACAAGAGCAUUUUCCUUCUCAUGCAAUUUAUGGAGAGGAGAAUGGAUGGAGGUGCAAACAAGAUUUUGCGGACUUUGUAUGGGUAUUAGACCCGAUAGAUGGGACAAAAAGUUUUAUCACUGGCAAGCCUUUGUUUGGAACACUAAUUGCUUUACUCCAUAAGGGUAUACCGAUUCUUGGUAUUAUUGACCAGCCUGUGCUCAGAGAAAGAUGGAUUGGGCUAAGGGGGAAGAGAACUACGUUGAAUGGACAGGAAAUCUCUGUGCGCAGCUGUUCCCAACUCUCUAAAGCCUACCUUUACACCACUAGUCCACAUUUAUUUAGUGGGACUGCGGAAGUGGCCUUCGCUCGAGUAAGAAGUAAGGUCAAAGUGCCACUGUAUGGCUGUGAUUGUUAUGCCUAUGCCCUCUUGGCCUCAGGUUUUGUAGACCUUGUCAUCGAGUCAGGCCUCAAGCCGUACGAUAUCCUUGCACUCAUACCUGUGAUUGAAGGUGCUGGCGGUGUAAUUACCGAUUGGAAAGGGCAUCAACUUCAUUGGGAGGCUUCUUCUAGAUCACACGCUGCAAGUUUCAAUGUAGUUGCAGCAGGGGACAAAUUUGUCCAUCAAGAAGCUAUCGAUACAUUAUCAUGGAAGUGAGGAAUCUAUGAAAUGAAUUUCUUUCUUAUAUGGCCUCAGGUUGGUAUUUUCAAUUUAGUAGUAAUUAUAGGGAGAACAAAAUCAAACAAUUGAGGAGGCUUUCACCUGAUGAUGAUAUGACCAUCUCCUCAUAAUUGAUAAUCCCAUAACUUGAAAAUGCUAAUUUAUGUACGCUUGUUUUGUAUUCUUGCCAUGCUCUCAGCACUAUUUUCUGUUUUCUUAUUAUUAUUUAUUAAAAAUUAACUCCUUGUGGAACUACAUAUCCCAAGUACUGAUCAAGUUUCAAAAGUCAUGCUGAAAAUUCUUUUCAGUUGGAAGGAGUAAAAUGAUAUAUUGAUAUCAAACUACUGGGCUGAAGAUGCCAAAGCUUCAAUGGCUGUGGGGGUAUUUUAUUCUAAACCAAG